Emiliania huxleyi CCMP1516 is the source of this 1596-nucleotide messenger RNA. RefSeq lists its product as hypothetical. Gene Ontology annotation, molecular function: oxidoreductase activity. Lineage: Eukaryota; Haptophyta; Isochrysidales; Noelaerhabdaceae. The record is from RefSeq and is a predicted model, not a curated record. Bases 1 to 1596 code for a protein of 531 amino acids. The transcript is spliced from 9 exons.
AUGUCGUCUUCCCUGGCGACGGCUGCCUCGAGGGCGACCGACGCGGCGACCGACGCGGCGACCGACGCGGCGAGCGGCUUGCUGCGGCGCGUCUUCUUCCUGCUGCCCCUCUUGCUCGACGGCGAUGUGGCACAGUUGCGCGUGGUGUGCGAGCUCAACGCGGCGGAGGAGCGCUUUGAGUACGGCCCUGCGUACCGCACGCUCGCGGGCAUGUGGGCGUCGCCAGCUGCUGCGGUGGGGCAGCGCGCCGCACGCGGCGCGCACUUGUCGGGCUUCGAGACGCGAGCCCUCAAGGCCGGCUGCGCCGAAGAGGCACCUGCGAUGGCGACACUGAACGUGACGGCGUGGACAGCGCGCGCGCUGUCUGCCGACGCCGGCCCCGAGGCGGCGGCGGCAUCAUCGCUGGUCCUCUCCGGAGCGGUGUCGAGCGCCGCGUCCGGCGCGGGCGCCACUCGUGCGACGGCGGCGGCGGCUGGCGGGCCUCGUUCUGUCGCGCUGCCGGUGUGGCUGCUGACGAGCCGCGCGCUCGGCGCCCGGCCAUCGGGCGGGUCUGGCGCGUCCGCGCAUGCGGGCAUGAUGGGUGGGUUUGGCCCGCCAAUCAUUGACCUCGACGCCGCUGCGGCAGUGGCGGGCUCGGCGGCGGCCGCCGCGAAGCUUGGGCUCGGGUACUCGGGCUUGCCUGAGCCCGAGGUCGCUUUCGACGCCGGCCGGCCGCGCGCCGAGGAGAGCUCCCCGCCCGCGGACGGCGAGGUCGAGUUGCGCGUGCGAGCGGUCGGUCUCAACUUCCGCGACGUGCUCAACGUCCUCGGCGUGUACCCCGGCGACCCCGGUCCUCCCGGCAGCGACUGCGCUGCAGACGUGGCUCGCUGCGGCGGCGGCGCGCCGCACCUGCGCGUGGGCGACGCUGCGUGCACCCUGCCGACGACGUGGUGCACGGUUCACAUGUCGCUCCUCGCGUCGCGGCCUCGCGCGGGCCACCACGCGCUGCUGCAAGCGGGCGCCGGUGGCGUUGGCCUCGCAGCGGGCGAGUACACACAUUGGGUCGGCACGCGCGCAAGCGUGACGGUCGGCCGGCCGUACAAGCAUUGGUAUUUGCAUGGCACGGGUCUGCGCGGCGAGACGCUCAGCUCGCGGGACGGCGGCGCGUUCCUCGCCGGCGCGGCGGCGCUCGGCGGCUGCUUGUGCGAGAUCGGCAAGCGCGCGGUGUGGAGUGCGGAGCGGCUGCGGAGCGCGUCGCUUGCGCGCUACGUGGCGAUCGCGCUCGACAGCACGAUCGAGCAGACGCCGGUGUGGAUGCGGGGCACACUCCAGCGGUUGUCUGCGCACGCGGCGGCGCGCGUGCUGCACGGGCUGCCACUGCAGAGCUUCGGGCUGGAGCGCAGCCUGCUCUCCGCGUUCCGCAGCCUGCAGGCCGGCACAAACACCGGCAAGUGGCUGGCGGCGGGCGGGGCUUCCACGGCUGUGCUUGCGGCGUGCGGCGGCGCGGUGUCGGAGGCGGACGGCCCGCGGCUGCGGAAGGCGCGGCCGCAAUGCUCCGUGUGCGUGGCGCGCGCCGAUGCGGCGGAGCUGGCCGACAUCCGGCGGCUGUGGGUUUAG